Molecule: messenger RNA, 6789 nt
Organism: Mercenaria mercenaria
Lineage: Eukaryota; Metazoa; Mollusca; Bivalvia; Venerida; Veneridae
Product: atrial natriuretic peptide receptor 1-like
Exons: 21
Coding region: 111-2711 (866 amino acids)
Biological process (GO): receptor guanylyl cyclase signaling pathway; protein phosphorylation; cGMP biosynthetic process
Molecular function (GO): peptide receptor activity; guanylate cyclase activity; ATP binding
Source: RefSeq, a predicted model, not a curated record
GUCAUUCUCGCGCGAUGACAUCACCGUAAUCGAAUUAGCUCAGCGCGUAGAAAACAACAACAACAAGAAAAACAACAACAACAUAUAAUAUACAUAUAUGGUCGAAAACCAUGGAGACACAUUCUCCAUUAGGUUUUUCUUUAGGAUGCUUGUUGGUUUUUAGCAGUUUAGGAUUUGUGAAAGCUUGGCAUGGUUUCAACAAUUUCCGAUUCCACUGUUGGCCUCUUACAGCAUCAGAGGCUCAACAAACACCACUGGAUGACGAUGCCUGUGAUGAUGCCUUUAAGGUGAAAUGGGUUUUUCCACCACCAGAUGAAAUGCGUGCUCAAGAAAAUUUCAGCGUCACAUACAACCUAGAAGUUAAGCCAAACUUCUAUAAGUGGGCAGUAGACAAUGGAUAUUUUGAUGGAGUGGGACCAGGUGACCUAACGACAGAAGCACAGGCAAAAACAUGGUGUGAAACCACCCCUUGUCCAACAGGUGUGACCGUAAAAAAGACACAUUGUUGUAUACACCAUGUGAAUGUACACUCUUGUCCAAAAGCAGAACAAGGUUUAUGUGGACCGUGGCUGAAACACGACGGAUCAACUUACACACAUUCGGCUGUAAUAGUUGGACCAGUUGAUCAAGGAAAUUGGACAAGUACUAUACCAGGGAUUGCCCAAGAUGGCUUGACAGAUUUGAUAGCCCAUUUCAAGAUUGCUAAUAUGCAACUGGCCUUGCAAGCAACCAUAAGAGUUCUUCCAAGAACAGUCUGUGGUGAUGGUAAGUGUGAGACAACAGAGGGAGAAGAUUGCGAGGUGUGUCCAAAAGAUUGUGGUCGGUGUCCACUGAAAGCCUGGGAGAUAGCUCUUAUAGCAGUUGCAGGAGUUGUAUUUAUUGGUACAAUAGCUGGUAUAUAUGGGUAUUUUGCUUGGCAGAGGAGGAAGCUGUUAUGGGAUGAGAAAUGGAUUAUACCUUUUGAAGAUAUUAAAUUAGAUGAGGGUCUACGGGGAGCCUUUGGGAGCAUGAUUGGGAGUGGAUUAGAUAUAGAUAAGAAACAAUCUGCAGGUGGGGUGAGUGUGAUGCAAACUGGUGGGAAACAAGUUUUUGCUCAGCUUGCAACAUAUGAUGGCCGUAGUUGUGCAGUUCGUCCAGUAGCAAAGCAGGAGUUCACUCUCACCAAAAAGAUUCGACUUGAAGUCAGGGAAAUAAGAGAAUGUGACAAUGCGAACUUGUGUAAAUUUGUUGGUGCUUGUAUUGAGGUACCAAACAUGUGUAUACUGAAUGAGUAUUGUCCAAAAGGAAGUCUUCUUGAUGUUGUACUUAAUGAAGAAGUCCCACUCAACUGGGCAUUCAGGUUUUCAUUUGAAGGUGACAUUGCUAGAGGAAUGGCAUACCUCCACUCCCGCAAGAUCAUCCAUGGUCGUCUGACGUCCAGCAACUGUGUUGUGGAUGACAGGUGGACAGUAAAAAUUUCAGAUUAUGGUUUGAAUCUCUUGCGAGCUAACGUGCUCGUAGAUCCAUUAGCGCAGGAAGAGCUGGCUUUUAAAAACAGACGUACACGCAUAUAUAUGGCCCCAGAAUUUGCAGCUGCAGACCCAUAUAAUUAUGAUGCAACUAUGGCAGGGGAUGUUUAUGCCUUUGCUAUUAUUAUGAUUGAAAUUGCAAUAAGGAAUGAUCCAUAUGGGGAUGAGGAUUGCUUUAGCCUACCACCAACAUGGAAGCCCCCACUUCCGAACUUUGAUCCAGAAAUGUUUGAGAACAAAGAUGAUAUCUGUCCUUGUCCAGAGCAAUACAUUCAGUUGAUUGAAGCAUGCUGGGAAGAUGAUCCUGCUCAGCGACCAACAUACAAUCAUAUUCGAGCAACAGUGAAGAAGAUUAACCCAAGUAAACUAAGUGCUGUAGAUCUUAUGAUGGCAAUGAUGGAAAAAUAUUCUCGGCACUUGGAGACCAUUGUAGGAGAACGUACUGCAGACUUAGUUGCAGAAAAAGCCAAGACUGAUCGUCUUUUAUACAGUAUGUUACCUAAAGCUGUUGCUGAUGACCUCAGACAAGGAAAAUCAAUUGAUGCCAAGUUUCAUGAUAUCUGUACUAUAUAUUUCAGUGAUAUUGUUGGAUUCACCACAAUUUCUGGUAGAAGUGCCCCCAUACAGGUUGUGGGUUUGCUGAACAAGCUGUAUGUCACCUUUGAUGACAUCAUUGACAAGUAUGAUGUAUACAAAGUUGAAACAAUUGGAGAUGCUUAUAUGGUAGUGUCGGGGAUUCCAAUCUUCACAGAACAUCACGCCAGUGAAGUUGCCAAAAUGUCAAUUGACCUUGUUAUUGCCUGUGAAUCAUUUGUCAUACCCCACAUGCCAGAUGAACCGCUAAAGAUAAGAGUUGGUUUACAUACAGGUCCAGCAUGUGCAGGUGUGGUUGGCAUUAAGAUGCCGAGGUACUGUCUGUUUGGAGACACUGUUAACACAGCAAGCAGAAUGGAGUCUAAUAGUGAGGCAUAUAAAAUCCAUAUCAGUAACCCUUGCUAUGAACAGUUGGUGAGAUAUGAAAAUGUGUUUGAUAUGGAAAAGAGAGGAACAAUUGCUGUUAAGGGUAAAGGAGACAUGUUAACUUGGUGGUUAAAUGGAUAUAUGCCUACCUACAAGGAGGGGAAAAAGUCGAGAGAUGGAAGCGGACAGGGCAGCCAAGUGAUAGCCGUAAGGGAAUCACAAACAAGACAAGAUAAUGCAUAAAGUCACUGACGAGUGUAUGAAAACUGGAAAAUAGUGUACAAGGAAAGAGAUUGAUUAAGAGGCUGAAGUCGUUGUAUUCAGUGCUGCCACAAAUAUAUUUCUAUUUAAGGGAUAUCAAGGCUUCAACGUUUCAAUGUGUACUGUGAAAUCAUUAAUAUUCGUGGGGGACUAAUUUUCGUGGUUGAGUCAAUCCACGAAAUUUAAUCCCAACGAACAAUUAAAAUUCCCCUUCAUUUUAUGUUCAAAAGUUUAAAUCCACGAAUUCAUAUCCCCACGAAAUUGCCGUUUUGACCAAAACCACGAAAUUUCAUGCCCACGAAAUUUAAUGAUUUCACAGUAUGUUUUGGUUGAUUGGAAAACAUUUACAAACUUUCUACCUGGUUAAACAAAAUGGUCAAGUGUAAAACCAUCAAAAUAUUGUACUGCUCAUAAAACUGAACAAAGUGUUUUCCUGUCUGUUAGUGUAAAAUGUUACCAAAGAUAACCUUGAAUGCGAGUCUGAGCAGGCAUUUAUGACUUUGGUCCGCUGGUAAUAGAAGCAGAAAAACGUGUAGGGUUACACUGAAGGCAAGAACUGAAGGCCGUUUAAACAGUAUUGUGUGUUUGAUUGUGAAAUGUUUACAAAAUUUAUUAAGGUGGGAGCCUAAGGGGACAGACUUAAUAUUGGCAACAAAAAUUCUUGUCAGAAAAGAAUAAAUUCGCACUUGGAUUGAAACUCUACUAUUAGUAUACCUUGCUUGAAGAAGAAAAAUGUGAACAGGGUUUGGCACUAACAUGUUUUCUAAGUAUCCAGAAGGACUCCUCAAGUUUUUGACGUGGGGGUGCAGUGAUGGGGGUUCCUAAUUUUGAAAAAUUUCCACAAUUCUAGGUCGUGAAAACCAGUUACAAGUGAAGGUCAGAGGCAACUUUUAGACAUGGGUACUAAACCAAUGUGUUGAAUCGAUUAGAUUGAACAAACUGGAAAUGUAAACCAAAGCUUUUAUCUGGUUAAGAAGUAGCCUGGGAAGCCGUUGAUAAUAUUUGUGCUUUGUCAGAAGAAAUCAUACCUAAUAUCUAUGCAUUAAAGAUCCCACUUAUUUGCGCUAUGUUGAAAUCAAAUAUUAAUUAUUAAUCCCCCGCCGUGGCGGAGGGAUUAUAGGAAUGGUCUGCGUCCGUCCUUCGUCCGUAACAAAUUCGUGUCCGGUCCAUAUCUCCUAAACACCUUGAAGGAUUUUCAUGAAACUUGGGUCAAAUGAUCACCUCAUCAAGACGAUGUGCAGAACCCAUGAGUCAGCCUUGUCGGUUCAAGGUCAAGGUCACAACUCAAGGUCAAAGGUUUGAGCCUGCCAUUUUGUGUCCGCUCUAUAUCUCCUAAACCCCUUGAAGGAAUUUUAUAAAACUUGGGUCAAAUGAUCACCUCAUCAAGAUGAUGUGCAGAACCCAUGAGUCAGUCAUGCCGGCUCAAGGUCAAGGUCACAACUUAGGGUCAAAGGCUUGAACCUUCCAUUUUGUGUCCGCUCUAUAUCUCCUAAACCCCUUGAAGGAUUUUCAUCAAACUUGGGUCAAACGAUCACCUCAUCAAGGCGAUGUGCAGAACUUAUGAGUCAGCCAUGUCAGCUCAAGGUCAAGGUCACAACUGAAGGUCGAAGGUUUGAACCUUCCAUUUCGUGUCCACUCUGUAUCUCCUAAACCCCUUGAAGGAAUUUUAUAAAACCUGGGUCAAAUGAUAACCUCAUCAAGAUGAUGUGCAGAAAUUAUGAGUCAACCAUGCCAGCUCAAGGUCAAGGUCACAACUAAGGGUCGAAGGUUUGAGCCUUCCAUUUGGUGUCCACUCUGUAUCUCCUUAACCCCUUGAAGGAUUUUCAUCAAACUUUGGUCAAAUGAUUACCUCAUCAAGAACUCAUGAGUCAGCCAUGUCAACUCAAGGUCAAGGUCACAACUGAAGGUCAAAGGUUUCAGCUCUGUAUCUCCUAAACCCCUUGAAGGAUUUUCAUGAAACUUUGGUCAAAUGAUCACCUCAUCAAGACGUUGUGCAGAAUUCAUGAGUCAGCCGUGUCAGUUCAAGGUCAAGGUCACAGCUAAAAUCAAAGGUUUUACCCUUCACUAUCCAUAGCAGUGGCGGGGGAUUUAGCUGUCUUUCAGACUGCCUUGUAUAAAUUCAAUCACAUUUCAAACCCAGAAAAUCAUGAAAAGCAUUUUAUUAAUGCUAAACCAACAUCAAAUAUCGGCCCUAUGACUUAUCAAAUCAAUGUCGUGAAAAUAUUUUUCUACUGUUGCGGGUGGAGUAAUAUACGAAGAAAACGAAAAUUAAUGCACAAUGCGCUAUGAAAUGGGAGCAUUUUCGGUAGAUUUCUUGUGUUAUAUUCGUAAAUAUUCGGUUCGGGACAUGGCGAAUGAUGAAUACAAUUUGGACAAAACUGUAAUUGACUAAAUCGAAUAUUCGAAUGUAUCGUUACAGCCCUACUUGUCUAUAGCCCGUAAAUGUUCGGAAACCUUUGGAAGUACACGAUUUCGAUAUGUCUUUUCAGUGAGAAUUCCGUUUAUAUUUUUAGCCAUGGAUUAUUGCUUUCAGAAGUUAUUGUUCUUUAUCAAACACCAGCAUAUUUUGGGUGUAAUAUAGGUGGUGCUGUGGUCAGAAAACAGGUUUCCCCAGGCUGUCAAUUUGCAGGUAGAAAAAAAAAUAUUGUCAGACUGGAUUCCAACUUGCUAGUUAAGAAGUAGCAUUUCAAUGAAAGAGUUAUGCUGAGAUAAGGGAUCCUAACAGGCUUGCUACCUAGCUGUCAGAGAAAAUUGUCCUAGUUAUCAAGGACUCUCUGGGCCCUGGGAUCCUGUUAUUGUCAAACCCUGGUGAAAUAUAUUAGUUUAAGAGUACACAAGAUGUAUAGUACAGAAAAUGCAAGAGAUCUAGGUUUUUGAACAUUUGAGAAUAAAGCAAAGAUUAAAAACAAAUAUUAAUCAGUUCCAGUAUUCUUGGAGUCAGUGAAGUGUUGUUGUAGGUUCAAGAAAACAGAAAGUUUUUAGUGUUUUUUUUUUUUUUUAAAUGCAUGGAUUCUGUCAGAAUGGAUGUGUGAAUGUGUAUAUUUUUAACAGUUUAAAUCUUUUUAGACAGGAAGUUGAUUUGUGUUUGUUGUAUAUUGUAUUCUUGUAUAUAGCAAAGUUUGUGUAAACAGUUAUUGUUGAUGUUUUUACAUGAAAUCGGUGUUAAAUCACAGAAAGAGUAGCCAUGUUUAUAAAUAUCAUUUGUAUAUGAAUAUGUAUUAGAAUUAUCGGCAGUAAAAUGGAAUGAAAUGCUAUUUUAAUAAAAAUUACUGUUUUAUAGGUUUUCAUCAGUUCUGGUAAAGUUCAUGUAAAUGAUUUUUGCAAGAAUGAUCCGUUUUAACUAAAUAUUUAUGGAUGCGACAUGAGAGUGAAUUUUGGCAAUUCUGAUUGCCCCAGGGGUAGCUUCUGUCAUGUUUGUAAAUUAAAGGAGGGGUAGCGGACGAACAGUAGGAAGUUGUUCUCAAUGAAAAGCUCAGAUCUGGACUCUACAUAACACAAUUAUUUAAAUGUGGUUGCUAUUUUAAAAUGUUUUUCACAAUACUGCAUUAAAUUUCAACUUUGGAUAGUCCUCGGAGUUGUUUCAGCAACUGUAAAGUACCAAGAAAGUACAAAGUUAAUUAAAGACUUGUUAAAUCUAGAGUUAGGCAUACAGGUAAUCGGCUAUUCCCAUAUAAUGCUUUCUCAAGGUAUUUUUUGCAUUGCCUAGUAAGGUAUGUAAUAACUUCCAGCAACAGUGUAAGCACUUUGUGUCGAAACUGUCUUUAUCUUUGUCACAAUAAAGAUGUAGAUAAAAUAUUCUUUAUGUGUACUAAUCAGAACUUAUUUCCAUAAUAUGUUCCUUGAAAAAUAUAUGAGUUUCAAGUUGCCAUAAACUUUUACAGUUUCAGAUGGGUCUAAAUCUGGUUGACUUUUGAAAGUUAAAAAUGUGUCCUACCACUUGCGUCCGUGACCAAAGGACUUCAAGGUAGCAGAUGUUUUUCUUGAAUUUAUUCUUGUUUAGUGUCUUUAUAAAUGUGUAAGGCAGUACGAUAUUUUUGUAAAUAACAUGUUUUUGAAGGAA